Molecule: messenger RNA, 820 nt
Organism: Saccostrea cuccullata (small rock oyster)
Lineage: Eukaryota; Metazoa; Mollusca; Bivalvia; Ostreida; Ostreidae
Product: transmembrane protein 179B-like
Exons: 5
Coding region: 6-698 (230 amino acids)
Source: RefSeq, a predicted model, not a curated record
UCGACAUGGAUGUAUCAAACUUUCUGUUGUUGGUUAAUAUAUUUGUUUAUUUCGUAAUUGUUUCUUGUGGUUUUGCUAUUUCAAAUUCGCUAGGUGUUUCACGUAUUAGUUCAGGCGGUUGUUUGUUGUCCUCCACCCUUAAACCUUACAACUCCGGGAUAUAUUUAUUGGUGUAUAGCAACAAAUUCAAUUGUGAAUUCCCGAUCUACAGUGGUGUAAUUUUUUGCAUUUUUUACGCUCUUGGGAUGGCGAUUUACAACUUGUACACCAUUAAUAAAGCUCAGAGGGACCCAUCCAUUGUGUCACAGAUGUGGGUUUUCCCAUUUAUUUUGCUUAACUCAGUGGUGACAGUUCUUAUGCUUGUUGCCUCCUGUAUGGUCAGUGUUGGUUUUAAGGAAUUAUGUGACUCAUUGACGAAAGCAAAACACAAGUACUAUCCCAGUUGUAUAGAAGCAGAAAAUCAGAAUCUUCAGUUACUGCCAACAAAGGAAACAACUUCUACGGGACGCUUCUACACCUUAAUUAAUAAUACUCAGAAUGCCUCAUGGAUUUGUACAGUUUGCUGGCUGGUGCUGGUGAUUUUCGGAAUUGUCCAAUUUGUACUCAAUAGGCGCCAGAAAACGCAUGCACGUCAAGAAGUCAAUGAACCCAACCAGUACAGAACAGACGUCGAAGUGAAGAAUCUACGUCAUAUAUGACGUAUAUAAUCACUAACGUCAUAGACUUCAUGACAUCAUUAUCAGAUGAAGUAAAACUUUGAGUCAUUCAUUGAAUGAGUACUUACAUGUAUCUCACAGAUGAAAGGACGUACAUGUAUGAC